CACAUUUUCCAUAAGCAAAAAUAUAGAAUUUUCAGCUGUUUGAAGCUGGUGUAGCCUACAAAACCGAAAGUAAAAGACGCAAAAACUACACUCGUCUCACAUUGGUAAAGGCAGAUCAAGGCUGAGAAUGUACCAUUUGAUUUAAUUAGAUAUUUUUGAAGUGUGCUUAAACUUUCUCAAAGGAAAAGAAAAAACAGUAGGUAAACACUACGAGGCCACACCUAUCCUUUAUCAGUAUGCUAUAAUUUUGUUGCCAAUCUGCAGAGGUCAGAACACCAGCGUGAAACUCCUUAGGCCAGAGCUGUAUGUUGUUGAAUGUUUUCCUCCUUUAACGUGACCAUGAGGACCACUGAGAAAGCUCUGUUUUGCCACCUCUACAUGUUACUGCUUUUUGUAGGUUUUUGCCAAGGAAAGGACCUCUUCUUCAAUGACAAAGGACUCCUACUUCCAGAAUCCUACAAGAUUGGCUGGAUGGAGGCCAUUGAUGAUGACAAAUUAAUCUCUGACAUCACCAUACCUGGUACCCAUGAUACCAUGGCUCUCUAUGGAGGCCCAGCGGCAGAGUGUCAGGCCUGGGAUUUGGGGGAUCAGCUGAGGGCUGGCAUACGCUACCUGGACCUCAGGAUAUUCGCCUUUGAAAACAAACUCUAUGUCAUGCAUUGGGUUGUCUACCAACACAAGUCGUUCUAUGAGGUCCUUGACACGAUCAGAGCAUUUUUGGCCGAAUUCAGAAGUGAGGCAGUUCUCAUUAGAGUAAAGCCUGAUUUGUUUGAUAAAGAUAAUGUUGAGGAGCUGGUUGGAAAAAUGAUUAUUGAUGAUACAGAUAUAUGGGUGAAGUCUGACAUGCCAACUAUGGCUGAGGCAAGAGGAAAGAUGAUAUUUGUACAGAAAUCCAGCUUUAAGCUGGGCAUUCCUCUCUUGGAAACAGACAGCAAGGAUGACUAUGAAGUUACUCAUAUUGCAGACAAGGAGAACAAAAUUGUGAAACACUUGACACAAGCUUCAGGUGAUUGUGGUGGGGAUUAUAUCGUUCUGAGCUACUCCAGUGGUACUGGCAUUGGCACACUGUUGGGCAUGUUUUUAACUCCCAAGAAGGUGGCUGAAAAGAUUGACCCAUGGCUUGAUCAGUAUCUGAGACAGUUCUCUAGUGACCACAGCAGUGCAUGUUUCGGGGUGAUUGCCAUGGACUUUCCUGGUAUCGACCUCAUUCAAACAGUCAUUAAGAUCAACAGUCAUUAAGUAAAGAAUUUAGUGAUUGUAAUGUAGUAUUGGCAUGCGCUCUUAAACAACAACACUGCACGUCUUUGUACUUUGCCCCUGCUUGCUGUAUUAAAAACAAAGAAAAUCAUUAAAAUGGCAAAGAACAA
Molecule: messenger RNA, 1367 nt
Organism: Salmo salar (Atlantic salmon)
Lineage: Eukaryota; Metazoa; Chordata; Actinopteri; Salmoniformes; Salmonidae
Product: 1-phosphatidylinositol phosphodiesterase
Biological process (GO): lipid metabolic process
Molecular function (GO): phosphoric diester hydrolase activity
Source: RefSeq, a predicted model, not a curated record